AUGACCUAAGUGAAAUGUAAUGACUCACCACAAUGCUUGCUUAGAAAUGAUACUUUCAAGGAAUCUAUGCCCUCAUUGCAUGAAUGCUACUAGUACACCAAAGCCUCCUGUUGCACUACAGCUCAUGAUGAAAAAAUUAAGGAUGGUCUGAUUAGUUUAGUUUCGGAUACUUGCCAUGAGAACUUUGAUGAUCUACUUCAAUACUACUGCUUCGGCUGCUAUUAAAGCUAGCCUCAGUAUACUGAUGUCAAGGCUAAAACUAUUAGGAUAUGCAAAAGUUUUGCAAAUCGUAUAUGGGGAGGCCUAGAAACUGGCGACAUUUCGAAAUAAGCCGAUGUUUUCGACAACUGUGGACUCAAUGUUGAUGAUAAAAUAGUAAUCCAAAGCAAAUAUUUCACGGACGGCACUUAGUUCUUUGCCAAAGUCAAACCUCCUUUUUUUGAAGACUAUAAGGUAAUUAUUGAUGAAAAAGAUGAAAAUUGCUAUAACUUUGGAUUGCAUAGAGUCAGUUUACAGUUAAGUUCUCUAGCCUUAAUGAUUGUCGGAUUAUUCGGUAUUUUAAAUUAUCUAUGA
Molecule: messenger RNA, 573 nt
Organism: Stylonychia lemnae
Lineage: Eukaryota; Ciliophora; Spirotrichea; Sporadotrichida; Oxytrichidae
Source: the annotation of a GenBank genome assembly